This is a messenger RNA of Panicum hallii, 739 nucleotides long. RefSeq names its product late embryogenesis abundant protein Lea14-A-like. The coding region runs from base 151 to 606 and encodes 151 amino acids. Gene Ontology annotation, cellular component: cytosol. Gene Ontology annotation, biological process: response to desiccation. The record is from RefSeq and is a predicted model, not a curated record. The transcript has a single exon. NCBI's taxonomy places the organism in Eukaryota, Viridiplantae, Streptophyta, Magnoliopsida, Poales, Poaceae.
GCCAGCACGUCGUCAGGAGAAGCAAGCUCGCGUCGUGUCGUGCGUCGUGUGGUGACUAGCUUGCUCUUGCUACUUGCUAGGAAGAAACUAGGAGGUGAAGGAGCUCUGCGUGCCCGGCUGUACUGUAACCAAGAGCAAGGGUCAUCAGUAAUGUCGCAGCUGGUGGACAAGGCGAAGGGGUUCGUCGCCGACAAGGUGGCCAAGAUCGAGAAGCCGGAGGCGGAGCUGGCGGACAUGUCGGUGGGGCACGUCGGCCGCGACGGCGCGACCCUCGCGGGGCGCAUCGACGUGCGCAACCCCUACUCGCACGCCAUCCCGGUGUGCGAGAUCAGCUACUCGCUCAAGAGCGCGGGGCGGGAGGUGGCGUCGGGGACGAUGCCCGACCCGGGGUCGCUCACCGCCAAGGACACCACGCGCCUCGACGUGCCCGUCAAGGUGCCCUACGACUUCCUCGUCAGCCUCGUCAAGGACGCCGGGAGGGACUGGGACAUCGACUACGAGAUGCGCGUCGGCCUCACCGUCGACCUCCCCGUCGUCGGCAACUUCACGCUGCCGCUCACCAAGUCCGGCGAGCUCAAGCUCCCGACACUCUCCAGCAUCUUCUGAUCUUCCAGUACUGCCUACGGCGUGCAAUCGCUCUGUCAUGUUUGCUUAAGGCCAAGUAAAAUAAUAGUAUGUAUUGCAGAAGUUUUUGGACAAAUAAAUAAGGAAUAAACUGCAGAUUUAGUAUGUUUUUUGA